AUGCUGUUCACGACCGCUACGCUCGCUGGCUUUGCCGCGUUGGCUCCGUCGGCGUUCGCGUUAGACAACGGUGUUGGCCGACUUCCAAGUAAUUGCGUCAUGAUUGUAGCUUGGAAUGCCUUCGUUUGCAACAUUGAUGAUACCAUCAUCCUGGAGACUGCAAGCCUCAUGCAGUCUCUCGGAUUGCAAGACGCCGGCUACACGCAGAUGAACCUCGACGACUGCUGGGGAGAGAAGAAUCGGAGUGCUGACGGCGUACUACAAGCGAACGCGGAGCGCUUCCCAAGCGGGUUCAUCAACCUCACCUCCCAGUUACACGAUAUGGGCUUUAAAGCAGGUAUCUACUCUGACUCGGGCUGGCGAACGUGCCAGGACUACCCUGGCAGCUACAGCAAUGAACUCCUCGACGCAGAAACGUUCCAGGACUGGGGCUUCGACUAUCUGAAAUACGACAACUGCUACAUACCCUUCGAUGACAUCAUUCGUGAGGGCACACUCGGCAGGUUCCAGCGCAUGGCAGAUGCUAUUGCCAAUCUCAGCUCCACGUCCGGACAGCCGCCGCUCAUCUAUUCGCUCUGUGAAUGGGGCUGGAGUCAAGUCUGGCUCUGGGGCGCUUCGAUGGCGAACAGUUGGCGCGUUGACAAUGACAUCGCAGCAAACUGGGACUCAAUCGCGGCGAUUAUCAACCUGGCAUCGUUCAUCCCGCAGGCGACGAAUUUCUACGGGCGCAAUGACAUGGACAUUCUCGAGGUCGGGAACGGCGACCUAACCUAUGAAGAGAACAAGUCGCACUUCACUGCGUGGGCACUCUUCAAGUCGCCUCUGCUCAUCGGGACUAACUUAUCCGCAGUGUCCUCCGAAAUUGUCGACGUCCUCUCCAACCCGGAAAUUCUCGCGAUCAACCAGGAUCCCGUUGUCGGCACGAGCAUCUCGCCGUUCCGAUGGGGUUUAAACCCGGACUGGACGAGUAACAGUUCCUUCCCCGCGCAAUAUUGGAGCGGCCCCAGUCAAAAUGGACCGUGUUCAUGUUGGUCACUUAACACAUUGAGCGAGCCGGCAGACAUGUUCUUCAAUCUUACGGAGUCGCCCUGGAUCCGCGCGGGCCGGAGUUACUCCGUCCGGGACCUCUGGACCCACAGUGACAACGGCACAGCCAUCCGCAACUUCACCGCUGAGGUUGUCCCGGCGCACGGUGUAGUCGCGCUGCUUCUCCAGGACGCAGGCGACGAACCUGAUGGGAUCGACCCGCUCUGUGCGGUGUACUGCCAGUGCGGAACGGAGAAUGGUUCAUAUGUGUAUGGGGGCUGUACGACGGAGUACUAG
Molecule: messenger RNA, 1323 nt
Organism: Fomitopsis serialis
Lineage: Eukaryota; Fungi; Basidiomycota; Agaricomycetes; Polyporales; Fomitopsidaceae
Product: glycoside hydrolase superfamily
Exons: 20
Coding region: 1-1323 (440 amino acids)
Biological process (GO): carbohydrate metabolic process
Molecular function (GO): hydrolase activity, hydrolyzing O-glycosyl compounds
Source: RefSeq, a predicted model, not a curated record